AUGCUGUGGAUCAUGUCCAUAUUCAGCGUCGUUGCCGCUAGCUCCAACGUGGCUGCGGCAACGAUGCAAGAUGCAGACCACUGCACGACCAUACUGGUUGGCGCCAAGUUUCGAUCACUAGUGGAGGGCGAUGUGGCCCUGGUGGCCCACUUGACUGCGGCCAGCGACAAGUUUGCCACGUCCGCCCACGAGGCGUUCUACGCGCUGUUCGUGGACGUCGUCACUCGGUUCCACGACGGGUCCAUCUUCUCGGACUUUGCCAGUGAGUCCAUGACUGUAUCUGCGAUGGGGUACCCCAGUUGGUGGCUCGAGGAAGUGGGGUACUUUGGGCCCAAGGCAGCGGACGGGGUGGCGGUCACGGGUGCGCUCGUGCUGGGGGUGGUCACGGUGGCGGCGCUGGCCGUGGGGCUGGGGUCCUGGCUGGGCCGUCGCACGUCCACCGUCAAGUCCAAGGGCUACGUCCUUGUCAAGUAG
This is a messenger RNA of Aphanomyces astaci, 474 nucleotides long. RefSeq lists its product as hypothetical. NCBI's taxonomy places the organism in Eukaryota, Oomycota, Saprolegniomycetes, Saprolegniales, Verrucalvaceae. The record is from RefSeq and is a predicted model, not a curated record. Bases 1 to 474 code for a protein of 157 amino acids. The transcript is spliced from 2 exons.